CCUAAACCCCAAACCCUAUCCUUCUCCGUCUUCUUCCUCUCCUCUCCCAAACAACAGCGGCAGCCGGCGGCAGCGGCAGCCCUUUAUUCUCCGGAAUAGGAUCGGCUUCUUCACCAGGAUCAGGAUGGGUAAGUCUUCGAAGAGAUCCAGAGACAUGGAUGAGGACGAAAGCAGUCAAGAGGAAGUUGAGAGUGAUUAUCUAGAAGAGAUGAUGGAUGGAGAGGAGGGAGGCAGCGAUGACUAUGGGAAUAGCCAAGAGGAAGCUGAUAGUGAUCAUCUAGAAUAUAUGGAGGAGGGAGAGGGGGAUGGAAGAGAUGAUGAGCAGCAAAAUGCAGAGAUGGAGGAGCUUGAGAGGCAAUAUCAACAUCUUCAGCAUGAGGAGCAAGACCAUUUGAAGAAUUUGAAACGCCAUAAAGAUGAAGAUGCUUUGAAAGGUCAAGCAAUAAAAAAUCAGAAGGCAUUGUGGGACAAGACAUUGGAAUUCAGAUUCUUGCUCCAGAAAGUAUUUUCAACUUCAAAUAAAUUACCGCAGGAAUCUAUUAGGUCCUCAUUUUGCAUUCCGGGCACAGAGGUUGAUCAAGCAUAUUCAGACUUGAUAUCAUCAUCUAAGCAGACACUAAAUUGUAUGCUGGAGCUGCAGGAGGUUUUGCUUGAGAAUAACCCAUCCAUCACUCAAGAUGACAGUAGAAAAGAAUCUGGCAAGCAUGAAGUUUUAUCCACUAAUUUAGAGGGAGACGGUGAUGAAGAUUGGUUACAGAUCCAUGAAAUGCAUUCCAGAAUAGCACCAUUCCGUAAUAUCUCAGUUGACAAAUGGCAGAGGAAGACACAGGUUACAACUGGCGCUGCUGCUUUCAAAGGCAAAUUGCAAGCCUUUAAUCAGAAUAUUAGUGAACAAGUAGCUGGUUACCUGAGGGAUCCAGAUAAGAUGAUUAAAAGGAUGCAGUUAAAAGCAUCAUCAGUUGGUGUAUUUGGAAAGGUUUCAGAGUCUGACGGAACAAGCAAAGAGGAUACAAACACAGACGGAGAUCCUGAAUUGAUUGAUGACUCUGAGUUUUAUCAACAGCUUCUCAAAGAAUUCUUGGAGUCAUGUGAUCCUACCUCAUCAGAGGCAGCAUUUUAUGCUUUGAGAAAGAUGCAAACUAAGAAGCGAAAGAUGGUUGAUCGCCGAGCUUCAAAGAGUCGCAAGAUAAGAUACAAUGUUCAUGAAAAGAUUGCCAAUUUUAUGGCUCCGGUGCCGAUGGUUCUUCCGGCGAUGGCCCCAAAAUUGUUUGAGAAUUUGUUUGGCCUGGGAAAUCGCAAGUCCACCUCUGCUGCAUAAAUCAACUUUUGUUUUGCAGUUUUUCUGACAGAAUGCAGCAAUUAUCGACAAAAACACAACAGCUCCGAUCAUAUCUCACCAAGACACAAAAUUGACUGAGCUUCAACAUUUGAACCAUAUUUAUGGAUGCAAAAUACACCAAUGAUGCCCUUUUCGUUCAUUCUGUUACUUUGUAAACAUUCUAUUGAUGUAAUAGUGAUGUUGUGUCGCAAUGGUAAUUUAAUUCAUUUGUUAUCUUA
Molecule: messenger RNA, 1557 nt
Organism: Dioscorea cayenensis subsp. rotundata (Guinea yam)
Lineage: Eukaryota; Viridiplantae; Streptophyta; Magnoliopsida; Dioscoreales; Dioscoreaceae
Exons: 15
Coding region: 125-1318 (397 amino acids)
Cellular component (GO): nucleolus; nucleus
Source: RefSeq, a predicted model, not a curated record